AGCACGGCGCAUCCCUUCUGCUGGACGAAGUGCGACCAUUUUGCAGGGGGGAGCGGCGAGUGGUGGCGACUGACGGCGUGAGAAGGCCCGGUUUGUUGCGCGUAGCGGCUGCUAGAGUCGCUGGCCCGGGGAUCGACGGCCCCCCGGGAGAGCGAGCGUGGCCUGUGCAGACGCUUUUCGGUUCUUUCGUCAGUGGACAGCGCCCGCCUGAGGGCCUCGAUUUGAACAGCCAAGAUGUCUAGGCCCGUCAGGAACAGAAAGGUGGUGGACUAUUCACAGUUCCAGGAAUCAGAUGAUGCAGAUGAAGAAUAUGGAAGAGAUUCAGCUCCUCCAACCAAGAAAAUCCGCUCAUCACCACGGGAAGCAAAGAAUAAGAGGCGGCCUGGAAAGAAUUCUCAGGAGGACAGUGAGGACUCUGAAAAAGACAUGAAGACAAAGAGAGACGAUUCCCACUCAGCAGAUGAAGAUUUUGGCAGUGAGGAUGAUUUAGGAGCAGAUGAUGGCAAAGCUGAUAGCGAUUAUGAGAGUUCUCAAAAGAACAAAAAAGGGAAAAAAGCCACCAAACCCGACAAGAACAAAAGAGCAACUUCCAAAUCCAGGAAACGAGCAGCAGAUGACAGCGAGGAUGAGAAAGAAGACCACAAAAAUGUGCGCCAGCAGCGGCAGGCAGCAUCCAAAGCUGCUUCCAAGCAACGGGAAAUGCUAAUGGAUGAUGUGGGCAGUGAGGAGGAAGAUGAAGAGGAGGAGGAGGAGGCAUCAUUCCAGGAAAAAGAUUCUGGCAGCGAUGAAGACUUCCUUGUGGAAGAUGAUGAUGAUAGUGACUAUGGCAGUUCAAAAAAGAAGAACAAAAAAGUGGCUAAGAAAUCCAAACCAGAAAGGAAAGAAAAGAAAAUGCCUAGGCCCAGGCUAAAGGCUACAGUUACACCUAGUCCAGUGAAAGGCAAAGGGAAGGUAGGCCGUCCCUCAGCUUCAAAAACAUCAAAAGAAAAGACCCCAUCUCCAAAAGAUGAUGAUGAAGAGCCUGAAAGUCCUCCUGCAAAGAAGAAAUCAGUCAGUCCUCCUCCAGAGAAGUCUGGGGAUGAAGGAUCUGAAGAUGAAGUCCCCUCUGGUGAAGAUUAAAUGGUGGUGUAGAAAAGAAACUUUUUUUGAGAGAGGAAGGAAAAGAGGAUAUACUUAGGGGUAGAACAUGGUUUUGGUUGUGGCUUGACUCAUGGGCUGUGAAUGCCACCUUUAUUUUAGCUGUUUUAAUAGUACAGUAUUUUCUUUUUUAAAAAAAAGAAUCCUUACACAAUAAUGUUUUGAUGUCACAGUCUCUACAGGCCAUUCCAUUCUCCCCAACCAAAUCUGAAAGCCAUUUAAACUUAAUUUAACAGCUUACUAAAGAUUAUAUUUUUGGAGGCUUAACUGCAGUUGUAAAGCAAUAAGAUUGAUGCUGACACUCGGAGAUCAUAACUAGUAAAAUAGAUAGGUUUUCAAAAGCUGGGAAAGUUCUUCUAAGGCAACUAUUGCUUAAUUGAAUCCAAAAUACAUAUUAUUCCAUAUAGCAUUUCUGAUGAAGAAAGUUCAUCCUUACUUAAUGAAUAAUUUUUAUUAUUUUAAAUUCCAUCAAGGUUUUUUGGAGUUCCAAUAUUCCGAAAGUUUGGGGUUCCACAAUCCUACUUUUAAUAGCCAAGAUAAUUUGAAUAUGUGAUCUGUUAAGUAUUUAAGUCUUUCGAAAAGGGCCUACCUGUUCAUGCUGUGAUAUCCUUUUUUAUUAUUAGGAUAGCGUUCUGGUUGGCCAAAUAAUUUCCUUAUGAUAUUUGUUAAUUUUGAAACUCCUGUUUUUUAUGCUUUAAAAAUAUUUUCAUAAAAUUUAAAGCUUGGUUUGGCGGAGAUUCCUAAAACAAUCAUCCUGUGAGUCAUGGCUUAAUGUUUCUUUUACCUUUUAUCCUCCUUAGGCCCACAGCUUCCACCAAGAGAUGAUAUAAUUUGCCCUUAUCCAUUGCCUAGCUUAGUUUCUCCUCCUUGCAGGAUCGAUUGCAGUUGAUGCUUCUCCAUUGCUAGGUCUUACAUACUUAGGCUGAGUAAGGAAUAGGGUGAAAACUGGAAGAAGCAAGAGAUAAAGGCCUUAACAGUAUAGUAAAAUUAUGCUACAUCACAAAACUAGGAUAUCCUGCCAGUGUACAAUACAUUUAAGAGAGGGCAAGUGCUGUCAUUUUGAUGACUUUUAACUGGUGCAAUGGUACUGCCAAUUUAAGUGGAUUUUUUGCCAUCUGUCCUAGAUAAAUGGAUUGCAGUAUUUAGUAUUAAGUUGGAGUGCCGUUUGCUUUGUUUUCCAUCGUGUACAAUCAUAAUAUACACCCUCAACCAAUCAUAAUUUAACAAACUAAGAUUGAGUGAUAGUGUUCUGAAGCCAGAUUCUUUGACUUCCUUAUGUAUUUCCUACAAUUAAAAACCUAGUGGAUUCUUUUCAUCAGUAUAGUAUUCAAAGAUCAUGCCUGCCUGGGUAGUAUUGGAAAGCCAAAGCUAAGAAUGCAAAAGCAAUUAAUUACCACUGUUGUGUUUAGUGGUGGCAUAAGUAUGUGUUAUUAGCAGCUCUGUUCAUGUCUUCAUGAUUUCCUCUAUACAUUUUUCUGGGUUUAGCUAAGCAAUACAAGUUCAAUCUGCCUUUGACCAUUUUGAUCUUAAGUAUUUUCAAACAAUCCCAAGAAAAUGUAAAUAUCCUGAGUACUUGAGAUGAACCCAGUUCGGAUAGUAAAUCUGGCCAAUUUAUCCAAAGUUCAAAUGUUAUAUAUCUAUCCAGAUACUAUUGGGGAUGAAAAUUAUAGCGCUCUGUUCAGAAUGUUCAGUUUUUAAUGAUAGUUGAUAUCUUGUAUUACACUUUAUGAUCUCAUUUUAUUUGGCUGCUCCAAAUGUACAGGUAUCAGAGUGAUUACUCAUGGAAUCUGAACAUAGCUGAUUUAUACUUGUUCCAAAGAAUGUGCAUCUUUUUUCUUUAACAGAUACAACUGUAUAUUUGAACCAGUGAAACAGUAUGUGUGCCUGAUAUCAUGUAUGAUGAACAGGUUACUGUACAUUGAAUCUCAGAACAUAAAUUCUCUUCCUGAUUCCUUUUUUAUUGGCUUUGUGUAUGUCCCCAUAGAAACGAACAUUUUGGGAGGAGGCUCUGCAACUUCUAAAUUCUUAUAUAGUUAACAACUGUUUGUUCUCCCCCAUUAGUCAGUCACUUCUGUAUUUUUCAGAGGUUGAAGUAUCUUUUCUGUCGUUAAUAUAACAGUUAUGAAACAGUAUCAAUAUUUUAAAUAUUUUACUGUGUUAUACAGAAAUUCACUUCCUCAUUGUCUCUGUGUCUGUAUAUGUGUGUAUCACUUUUGUAUGCAUUACUAUAGGGAUGGAAUAGUCAUUAUCAGUUCAGUUUUGUUCCCUGGAAGCAUUACUAGUGAAACAAAUCAGUCUACUCCAAUAUGUAUUAAUCACUCUACUUUCAUUGCUUCCUGGGAAUGGCAGAUUAAUAAUACCCUACUUUAAUUAGCUAUUUCUUGCAAAUUUGCUGGAAAACCAAAAGCAAAUGUGAUCAUUGUUUUUAGUAAUAGCUUUGCAAGCGGUUGUGAAAGCAACAGGGAUAGAAACAGAAUUUCAGUGAGGCUUUGGAAGGGUGCUUGCAGCUUUCCUUUUGGAUUUGACCGGGUAAUGGUUGCCGUGAUGCUGAAGAAACAGCCUGCACAGUGAAUAUCCAAAUACCAUCUUUGUGAUGGCUUUUCUCUUCCAUAUAAUUUUUAAGGACAGAUCAAAGAAACUUAAAUGCAGGGGCUUAGAGUGAUUGGUUAGAUCUAAUAUGGAAAUUAAAUAUUAGGAGCAGUGGGGAAAUUAUGUACAUUCAGGUGGUCUGUAAACCCUUCUGGAGUUAUUAGAAGGGUUAAUAUAGUAGUUGAAUAUCCUCAAUCAUAAUGUGGCUGCACCAAGUACUGAAACUGUUAAAUUAUGUUGAUUGAAGAGAUUUUUUAAAAACCUGAUUUUAAAAGCUAUUGCCCCAGGUACAAUAAACAGCUAAACUAAAGUGGAGUUGAGAAAUGGGGAGAGCUAUAACAUGCUGGAAGCUUAUGAGCUGUAGAAAUUGGUGCUUUGCUUUAUGUAAUUUUUCUGUGGAGUGUUUAUUUUUUAUAACAAAUCAUAAUGUUGGCACAUGAUUUUAUAAAAUAAAAGGAAAUUGAUUUCCAUGAUUUUAGGUAUGUGGGAAGUGAUAUUAGUACUUGUGAGGGGGGGGUGAAUUUUUCUUCAAGUAGUUUCAUUGAAUGAGGCCCUGCCUGUGUGGCUUGGAUCCACAUGUAGCUGAAAUUUGAUAGCCCCACCCCAUUGCAUAAGAAAUAAAACUACUAGUGGAAUUUAGGGCCUAAAUGGGAAUUGUGAAACUGGAUAACAAAUCCCUCUUGUACAUUGUGUGAGUGAGAUGGUCAUGAGUGAAAUGUGCAAGGCAGAAGUUGGAAAGGUUCUUAAAAAAAUUGUUCCCAUAAUAAUUUGGCGGGCCCUAGUUUAACACAACCCAGAUUACUUAGGUAUUCUUCUUCUCCUUCUGCCCUCAUAUAGAUUUUCUUCUUCACUGAGUGGUUCACAUUUUUUAUUCUCUGCUAAACUCUUUUAACCCAGAAAGCAAAUGCUUUUCCUAUUCAAAUCUCUUAAAGCAUUCUCUACAUGAUCUUGAUGUGUUAACCACUGUUAAAAACAUGUUGCCCCACCUGAGAAUGGAAUGGCUCCAUCAGUUUGAGCAUGCUUGGUGUGUCUGCAAGUGCUAUUCUGCACAUGCUUUGUAUAACUGGGGAGGGGACUUUUUAGGGAUUUCAGGCAGAACAGUACACAAACUUGCUUAAGCCACAGUAGUAUGACAACCCCUUCAAGUAUUUGUGUGUGCGCUCAUGAGAGAGAGAGUGCGCAUGUGUGUAUGCAUGUAUGAAUGUCUGACAAAUUGUCGUGUUUUAGAAAUUUGUGAAUUUUACUUUUCCUGCAGAAACACUUAUUACAAACGUUGUAUAUAAGAGAAUUACAUAAUUUGUUUACCAGGAACAUGUCACAGUAAAACCCUGAAAUAAUUCUCAAAUAUAAAAAGUAAAAAUACUCUCAAGUGAGGCAAGCACCCUUAGCCUCAGCUAGGAGUUGCUGAAAUAGAAUGCAGUGGAUGUUUGUCUUGGGUGUUCAGUACCCUGUUGAUUUUUUCAUGAGUGGCCAUGGAAAAAGAGGCUGCUAACUAUAAUACUCAGCUUCUAGUCACUUACCUGAAGGAAGCCGUGAUCACCAGUCAUGAUGACAACUGGUAGGGUUAUUAGUCCCUUGACAAUGAAAUCUGCAGCAUGGUACUGGGAAUUCAGUCUGAAUGUAACAUUAAUGCUUUAUUUAAAAAUGCAUUUUUUAAAGGGGGGGUGAAGUGAACAUGACGUUGUUGACCAUGUUCGUGAAUUAUAGAUGCAACAUGCAUUGGUAGAAUUGUGUGAUGGUCUUUUGUGCUACUUAAUUUUACAUAUUCCAGUCUCUGUAUGUACUUGCAAUUAAAAAAAAUUAACAAUCCCUGCUUUGCUUUUUAUUGAAGGGUUCCCAGGACUGCAUAUCUGUUCCUGAGCUCCGUUUUAAGUAUGUGUAUCCUUGGCUUGUAUUUUGUAUUAAAAGGAAACAUGGAAAGAACCCUUUAUUGUUCAGCAUGUUGGAAUUGUGUCCACCUCAUUUUUUCUCUUCUUCUUCUUCUUCUAGUUUUUUUUUUUUUUGGAAUAUAUUAAACAACUUAUUCUUCUGUAUCUUACUUUCUUUUGUAAACUUUUUGGUUUUGUUUAAAAAUGGCUUUAUAAAAGGGCUUUUAUAACCCAUA
Eublepharis macularius is the source of this 5830-nucleotide messenger RNA. It is a transcript of the gene NUCKS1, whose product is annotated as nuclear casein kinase and cyclin dependent kinase substrate 1. Gene Ontology annotation, molecular function: double-stranded DNA binding; single-stranded DNA binding. The transcript is spliced from 8 exons. The record is from RefSeq and is a predicted model, not a curated record. Gene Ontology annotation, cellular component: cytoplasm. Gene Ontology annotation, biological process: double-strand break repair via homologous recombination; interstrand cross-link repair. Lineage: Eukaryota; Metazoa; Chordata; Lepidosauria; Squamata; Eublepharidae. Bases 235 to 1119 code for a protein of 294 amino acids.